AGGAGGGAGGGAGCACUCUCUGUAGGAGGAGAGGAAAAGUGGAGCGUGAGGGAAGCCACAUAGAGAGGCAGAGGUGGCCAGGAAUAGUGGAAACAAAAGAGAGAUUGGGAAAAAAGGGGUUUAUUAAUGGAUAUGGAAGAUUGUGCUGGAGGAGCUCGCAAAGCUACCAAGAGUAAACUCUUUGAGUUCCUCGUCCAUGGAGUGCGUCCAGGAAUGACCUCAGGGGCACGGAUGCCCCACCAAGGUGCUCCCAUGGGGCCUCCUGGACCUCCAUAUGGAGGAACACCACCAAUUCGGCCAGGGAUGCCCAACCCAGCCCUAGACCCCAACAGAAAACGGCCUGCCCCUACCCAGCCUGUGCAACCUCCCCCCACCCAAAACCGACCCAGAAAGAAACCACUUGGAUUACCGGCAACAAAUGAGAUAUCUGCGAGACAGGUGGACAUGAGAGAAGCCCAGUCAGAUCCUCCAAAUGGUUCCAAUGCCAAGAGAAGAAAAAUGGCAGACAAGAUUCUCCCUCAGAGGAUCCGUGAAAUGGUGCCAGAAUCCCAGGCAUACAUGGACCUCCUGGCUUUUGAACGCAAACUCGACCAAACCAUUAUGAGGAAGAGGGUGGAUAUCCAGGAAGCCCUCAAAAGACCAAUGAAGCAAAAGCGAAAGCUCCGACUAUACAUUUCAAACACAUUCAAUCCUGCCAAACCUGACGUAGAGGACUCUGAGGGCAGCAUUGCAUCCUGGGAGCUGCGUGUAGAGGGCAAGUUGUUGGAUGAUCCUGGAAAACAAAAGAGGAAGUUUUCGUCUUUCUUUAAAAGCCUGGUUAUUGAGCUGGACAAGGAUCUUUACGGCCCUGACAACCACUUAGUGGAGUGGCACCGCACCCCUACAACCCAAGAGACAGAUGGCUUCCAGGUGAAAAGGCCAGGCGAUGUGAAUGUGCGCUGUACCCUGCUGCUCAUGCUGGAUUACCAGCCUCCUCAGUUUAAGUUGGACCCUCGUCUUGCACGUCUCCUGGGUAUCCACACUCAAACACGCUCCUGCAUCAUCCAGGCAUUAUGGCAGUACGUCAAGAUGAACAAGCUGCAAGACUCUCAUGAAAAGGAGUACAUUAACUGUGAUAAAUAUUUCCAGCAGAUCUUUGAUUGUCCUCGUCUGAAAUUUUGUGAGAUCCCCCAGCGUUUAACCAACCUUCUUCUCCCACCAGAUCCGAUUGUGAUAAAUCAUGUUAUCAGUGUGGAUCCAAAUGACCAGAAGAAGACAGCAUGCUAUGACAUUGAUGUUGAAGUUGAUGAUCCUCUAAAGAGUCAAAUGAGUGGAUUCCUCUUGUCCACAGCCAAUCAGCAAGAGAUUGCAUCCCUGGACAACAAGAUCCAUGAAACUAUUGAGUCCAUCAACCAACUAAAGAUACAAAGAGAUUUCAUGCUCAGCUUCUCCAGAGACCCCAAGGGCUACAUCCAAGACUGGAUCUGUUCCCAGAACAGGGACCUUAAGUUGAUGACCGAUACAGUUGGGAAUCCAGAGGAAGAGAGGAGAGCAGAGUUUUAUAACCAGCCCUGGUCUCAGGAAGCCGUCAGCCGUUAUUUCUAUUGCAAGAUUCAACAGCGAAGACAAGAGCUUGAACAAGCUUUAGCAUUGCGAAGCACCUAAAACAAUUCAGAACUUCAAGAAUGAGUAGACAACUGAUCUUUAUCCUGGGGCUUCACUAUGAUUUAGUGGCCUCCACACUGGGCAGUUGUCCAUGGUCUUAAAAAUAUUAGACAAGACCACUUCAAUAUUGAGGUGUGGACUGAUUUAAACUAUUAAGUUUGCAACGUGAGAUGAAGAUAAGUGUAAUUGUUCUGUUAUUUAAUGUAUGUUUAAUGUAUUUACAGUCACAGUACAAUUAAAUUAUGACUGUGAUUUGGGUAUGAACAAAUAUAUAACAAGGCCAUCUUAAAAUGUAAACACUGGUCAUACACAAAUACAGCAGCUAUUAAAAUAUUUUUACAUCUGUUUUUAAUGCACAUGAACUGUAAAUAUGCUACUGACUAUGUGUCUUCUCACUUACAAAGAGAAUUUAACUUUUGAAAGGGUAAAAUCAAAUCAAUUAAGCUUUUUGAUGCCUCUGAAUUUUUUUUGUAUCCAAAAAUGAAAUGCAGAAAGUUAAUAAUAUGUAAAUAUAGAUACUGGAUGUGCCAUGUUGCUUUUUCUACAUUUAUAGAUAUUCAAAUGUUGCUUGCAAUUUUUCUGUCUGUUUUCUGCCUGUGAACUUGCAUUAGGCAAAAGCGAUCAUAAUGAAAUCCACUGGAUUAAAAUUAGCCAGAUGUCGUCAUAAUUCUGAUACACUCUAUACAGUAUAUGGAAAUGAACACUUAUGAUUCAGUCUAUGAUAAAGAAACACAUUCUGAUUUAUUAACACAUGCAGUACGUUAAUAUAGAUGUGUAUUGUUAAAAACUCAAAAUAUCAUUUGUUUAUAAAUUAUGUUUAAAAAUGUCUUCAUUUUCAUAGGCUUAUCACACCAGGAAGGUUGGUGCACUGAAAUUUUGCCUGUAAGAUACAAUAAUGCAUGUUGCACGUGAAUAGUUUCAUGUUUUGUUUUUGUAAAAAAAAAAAAAAAAAGCUUGGUUUUUAGCAUGAUUCUGAAUUUUUUUUGGAUCUUUGUUGCCUUAAUAUGUCACUGAGGAUGCACUGAGGAAGCAUUAACCAAAGGUUAAGAACAUUAACAUUAUCUUUGUAAAUGCUUAUCAAUUAGUUCAUUUUCUGAAAUGUUCCGUCACAACUGUUGAAUGCAUUUGUAUACUGUGGCCUGAGGUGUUACAGUAGAUAGUUACUACAUUAUUGAGAAGACUAAAUCUGUUAUGAAUAAAUGUAAAAAGGUGUAUAAUUCAUAUUCAGAGACAUCGAACCUAGCUUUUGUACAAGGCAUUCUUGUGUUUAUGUAUUCUAUUUAAAUAACUGUGCAUUGUGUCAAUUUUGGAUUUUGCUAAUAAACAUUCA
This is a messenger RNA of Xyrauchen texanus (razorback sucker), 2974 nucleotides long. Its product is annotated as SWI/SNF-related matrix-associated actin-dependent regulator of chromatin subfamily D member 3-like. Gene Ontology annotation, biological process: regulation of transcription by RNA polymerase II. The record is from RefSeq and is a predicted model, not a curated record. The transcript has 14 exons. Gene Ontology annotation, cellular component: nucleus; SWI/SNF complex. The coding region runs from base 127 to 1644 and encodes 505 amino acids. NCBI's taxonomy places the organism in Eukaryota, Metazoa, Chordata, Actinopteri, Cypriniformes, Catostomidae.